Molecule: messenger RNA, 660 nt
Organism: Telopea speciosissima
Lineage: Eukaryota; Viridiplantae; Streptophyta; Magnoliopsida; Proteales; Proteaceae
Product: ethylene-responsive transcription factor ERF017-like
Exons: 1
Coding region: 7-660 (217 amino acids)
Biological process (GO): regulation of DNA-templated transcription
Molecular function (GO): DNA binding; DNA-binding transcription factor activity
Source: RefSeq, a predicted model, not a curated record
AGAUCGAUGGUGAAACCUUCUGCUACUGAGAAUGAAGCAGCAGAGAGAAGCGACUCUACUAGGUACAAGGGAGUAAGAAAGAGGAAAUGGGGGAAAUGGGUAUCAGAAAUCAGACUACCAAACAGCAGGGAAAGGAUAUGGCUAGGCUCUUACGAAACCCCAGAGAAAGCAGCAAGGGCAUUCGAUGCUGCUCUAUUCUGCUUGCGCGGUCGCAACGCCAAUUUCAAUUUCCCCCACAGCCCUCCUCAGAUUCCCUGUGCUGAGUCCCUCUCACACACUCAAAUUCGAGCUGCUGCCGCAAGGUUUGCAAAUGAGACACAAUCACAGCCGCAAGAUCGAGAUCCUCCUCAUUACUUACCCACGUCUGAUUAUGCAUCUCCGUCGUCGACCUCCGAUGGGGCAGCAGCGGCGGGGAGCGAUGUUUCCAUCGACUGGUCGUGCUUCGAUUUGUUUCCGUCGUUGGGACAUGGCGAAGGAAUGUCCGAUUUCGGAGGGUUUUCUGAGAUUCCAGAUUACUCUACCCAGUACUUUCCGCCGCCGCAACCAAAUUUUACUACCACUUCUGCUACUGCAACUGCAACUUUUGAUGUAGUUGACGACGAUGGAGUGGACAAUGGCUCUGGAGUCCAUUCUCAUCCUUCAUAUCUCUGGAACUUCUGA